UCAACUUCUUUUCCUUUCUAUCCAAACCAACCCACCACCUUCUCUCUUAACAAGAAAAGUCUAUACUCUAUAAAGAAACACAAAAUAUGAGACCUAUUAGCAGCUUUAACGCAAUAAAAACAGCGAGCAAAGCCUCAUUGUCACCAUCGGCAAUGGUGCAACUACGCUCUCCAUGGCACUCUCCUGUGCCCUACCUCUUUGGAGGGCUAGCUGCGAUGCUGGGUCUCAUUGCUUUUGCUCUCUUGAUUUUAGCUUGCUCCUACUGGCGGCUUUCUGGUCGUUUGGACAACAACAGUGAAGGAGCUGAUGCCGAAAGAGAUAUUGAAAGUGGUGAAAAAGAGGGUGAUUCAAACAAGCAGGUGAUGGUUUAUGAGGAGAAGAUUUUGGUGAUAAUGGCUGGUGAGGAGAAACCUACGUUCUUGGCUACCCCUGUAUUUACUAAAGCUUCCUCUUUUGGUGAUAAAAAUGGUAAGUUUGAGGACAAGGAAGGAUCGGCGAAAGCUGAAAGUGGUGAGAAAGUGAAAGAAGAGAUGGGUGAUGAUCAAUGCCAACAAUAACAGAAAGCUCAGAGAACCAUCAUGGUAGCCAACAACCCAAGACCAAAAUUUAACCAGUGAGCUUAGCUCUUAGCUUCUUUCCUUCUUCUUUUUUUUUUUUUUUUUCAUUUUGGCCUCUCUUUGCAGAGAGUGAGGAUUUUCCCUGUUUCGAUUUUCCUUUCUUCUUCUCUUCUUCCUCUUUUUCGUUUGAUGUUUUUUGGGUUUUGCCGUCUCUGUCCUGAGAACUUGUUGCUGCUUUUGACAGUCGGGACACGUAAAUUUUGCUGAGAAGAUAAAUUAGACGUGAAAGAGUUUUCUUCCCAAAUCCCAGCUGAUUCCAUAAACGAAGCAGGUUACAAUUUCUUGUGUCAUCAAAUUUUCAAAGCAUUUACCAGUUGGCCUAACCAGCACAUUUUGCCUUUGACAUCAACAAAGGUAAACUAAUAAAAACUAAUAACCCAUUAUUGAAC
Durio zibethinus is the source of this 1006-nucleotide messenger RNA. The record is from RefSeq and is a predicted model, not a curated record. Lineage: Eukaryota; Viridiplantae; Streptophyta; Magnoliopsida; Malvales; Malvaceae.